CGGGAAGUAGGCGGGGUGACGUGGGGUUGGCGAGUUCCACGGCGGGUUUGCUGAGAACUGUAGCCGGCGGCCGCUGGUUACGGGGGGCAGCCGAGUGCGAGAGGUGGAGCGGGGCGGUGUGUGGCCGGGGCCAUGACGGGCAAUGCCGGGGAGUGGUGCCUCAUGGAAAGUGACCCCGGGGUCUUCACUGAGCUCAUUAAAGGAUUCGGUUGCCGAGGUGCCCAAGUAGAAGAAAUAUGGAGUUUAGAACCUGAGAGUUUUGAAAAAUUAAAGCCAGUUCAUGGGUUAAUUUUUCUUUUCAAGUGGCAGCCAGGAGAAGAACCAGCAGGCUCUGUGGUUCAAGACUCCAGACUUGAUACAAUAUUUUUUGCUAAACAGGUAAUAAAUAAUGCUUGUGCUACUCAAGCCAUUGUAAGUGUGUUACUGAACUGUACCCAUCAAGAUGUCCAUUUAGGAGAAACAUUAUCAGAAUUUAAAGAAUUUUCACAAAGCUUUGAUGCAGCUAUGAAAGGUUUGGCAUUGAGCAAUUCAGAUGUGAUUCGACAAGUGCACAACAGUUUUGCCAGACAACAAAUGUUUGAAUUUGAUGCAAAGACGUCAGCCAAAGAAGAAGAUGCUUUUCACUUUGUCAGUUAUGUUCCUGUUAAUGGAAGGUUGUAUGAAUUGGAUGGAUUAAGAGAAGGACCAAUUGAUUUGGGUGCAUGCAAUCAAGAUGACUGGAUUAGUGCAGUAAGACCAGUGAUAGAAAAAAGGAUACAAAAGUACAGUGAAGGUGAAAUUCGAUUUAAUUUAAUGGCCAUUGUGUCUGACAGAAAAAUGAUAUAUGAACAGAAGAUAGCAGAGUUGCAAAGACAACUUGCAGAGGAGGAGCCCAUGGAUACAGAUCAGGGAAAUAAUAUGUUAAGUGCUAUUCAGUCAGAAGUUGCCAAAAAUCAGAUGCUUAUUGAAGAAGAAGUACAAAAAUUAAAAAGAUACAAGAUUGAAAAUAUCAGAAGGAAGCAUAAUUAUCUGCCUUUCAUUAUGGAGUUGUUAAAGACUUUAGCAGAACACCAGCAGUUAAUACCACUUGUAGAAAAGGUAAGUAUUCUGCUGUUGAGUAUUCAAGAUUUAGUUUCUCCAAAAACAUGA
Octodon degus (degu) is the source of this 1128-nucleotide messenger RNA. It is a transcript of the gene Uchl5, whose product is annotated as ubiquitin C-terminal hydrolase L5. The transcript has 10 exons. Gene Ontology annotation, molecular function: proteasome binding; cysteine-type deubiquitinase activity. NCBI's taxonomy places the organism in Eukaryota, Metazoa, Chordata, Mammalia, Rodentia, Octodontidae. Bases 133 to 1128 code for a protein of 331 amino acids. Gene Ontology annotation, biological process: protein deubiquitination; ubiquitin-dependent protein catabolic process. The record is from RefSeq and is a predicted model, not a curated record. Gene Ontology annotation, cellular component: Ino80 complex; cytoplasm.